ACAUCUGGCAGUUGUUGACCAUAGAGUUGCACUGGAGGACCUGGGGAUUCCUAGAGAGGAAAAGAGUGGUCGUUUUUAAUUUGCUUUUUCCCCACAUUCACGGGGGUCUUUCACCCCUAACCCCAGUGAAGGUGGAGGGACCGCUGUAUUGUUAUGAUUAUUGUUAUCUUGUUGUGAUUAAGAGUCUUCUCCUCCCUCUUUUCCACCAGGAGAAGAUGCCUGGCACGUUGCCGGCACUGCCAACCACUCUUCCUGAUGCGGCUCUUCUGUGUCCUGAACUCAGGGCUUCUCCCAAUCGAAUCAGAGGCAAAGCUGAGAAAGAGGAGCUGCCAGUGUUGGUGCCGGAGAUCUCUCUGAAACCCCCUUUGGGUGGUCCUAACAAUCCAGGGCUUUUGGGCAGCCAGACGCAGCCAAGUGGAGGUAGCGGGAUUCGAAACCAAGACUUGCGACUCCCAAAGCACAGACCCAGCCCGGGGAAGCGUUAUCAGUGCACAGGAGAUGGUUGCCGCCUAGCCUGCCGCACCAUGACAGAGCUCUUGGACCACAUGCGUGUCCACUACCGUCCCACACAGUCUCUGGAGGGGAAGACCUUCCGCUGUUCUACUUUGGGCUGCGUGGAAUUGUUCCCUGACAUGCAAAGCCUGAUGAGCCACAUGAAGGUGCACUACAAGCCCAACCGCUACUUCAAAUGCGAGAACUGCAUGUCCCGGUUCCGGACACACCGUUCUCUCUUCAAGCACCUGCACAGCUGCUCCGACCCGGCUGCUACCCGCCAGUCUCCAGCCUUGAUGGCUGAGAAGCCCGUCUUACUUCCUACUUCCAGCAUGGAAAAGGAGCCCCCCGGGAAAGUGUUAGAGGAGCUCCCAAAGCUGCAAAGCGUCAUCCAGCACAUCAAGAAAGAAGCCACACUCCCUGGUAAGGCGGAGGAACCGCUGGCUCCUGACUUGCUCUCAGCCAACCUGCACGGCGGCUCCCUGGAACCGGGGCCGCUCUCUUCGCCGGCCGCCCACUCAUACCCUUUGCUGGAACAGACCCUCUUUGGGCCACCCACCCUGGCAAGGUUCUCUGAACCACCUCACCCUUCCGUCCCGGGACCUUUCCUGCCCUACAUGCACCCCCAGGGCUAUGCGUUACCUCCCACUGCCGUGCAGAACCGCCUCAGGCCCUUCCUGCCAGGACAGGCUCUCCCCGUUUCCAAUGCCGUGUGGAAGAAAAGCCAAGGACACUCCUCCAACAGCCGCAUUGUGUGGGAACACACCCGGGGCCGCUACAAUUGCCUGCAGUGCCCAUACUCCACAGCCUCCCGGGAGGAGAUGACCCAGCACACGGAAGACCACCGGAAGAACCCUUCCCCACCCAGCCGCUUGGAUGGAGAAAUGGAUUUUGGAGUUGCCAUCCCUUCAUUCCACCCAAAAUUGACGUCUCCGGAAGUGGAGAACUCCCUGUUUUCGCCAUUGUGAGGCUUUCACAGCUUUUUACAAUGAUUUUUUUCUUCUUAAGGAGUAGAGAGGAUGAUAGGGUGAAGAGACUGACUCCAAAAAACAAACAAACAUGCAAAUGCAUAAAUGCAUCCCUUAAGACACCUCACAACAGACUCCACCCCACUUUGUCUUGCCUCUUUAAACCGUCUGUGAGCAACUGAUAGCCAUUGAGUUGGAACUUUUUAUGGUGAUAAUAAUUAUUGAUAAUUUAAUCUAGAAAUUUUCUGUGCAUCUUUUUUAAAACAAGAGUUCUCUUGCUUUAAGGCAAAAACUUCUUCCUGUCUCUCAGGGUGGGGUGGGGUGGGGGGCUCAAUACAGAUAAAGAUCAGGUUUGCUCAGGUUUGUUAGUGGGCUACUGCUGCUUUUUUUGGAAGGGGGGACAAAUAAAUGGGAAUCGUACAGAAAGCAGAGAGGGUGCUGCGUCUGUGUCUUUUGUGCAGAAUGAAGGCAAGAGAGAGAGACUGUGUUUUCUCCAGCCAUAUGAAUCCAUCCAUAAGAGACCUCCCCAAAGUUGGCAUCACUAACGCUGUCCUCAUCUUCCUCACUUCUGAGGUCUGACCUUCCAACAAGUGCUGGACUUAAAAGAAAAAGGUGAAACUGUCUAAUCCAUAUUCACAAUGCCAAAGAGAUUGGGGGGGGGGACCAUAUAGCCUCAUUCUUUGACAUAUCUACUAACCCUCUAGAGCAGGGCUACUCAAACUGGUGGUCCCUGGACCUAGUGCCAGUCCCUGGCAAGUUUUUAGCAAAGAAACAAGCCCUUGUAGCCCAUGGGCACAAAUCUAAUGCUGUUCUUCCUGGUACACUGGGAAGAAAUAACUGCCAGUCCACCACAUCAGAUACUCUGAGAAACUCUG
Sceloporus undulatus (fence lizard) is the source of this 2335-nucleotide messenger RNA. RefSeq names its product zinc finger protein 414-like. Bases 216 to 1460 code for a protein of 414 amino acids. Lineage: Eukaryota; Metazoa; Chordata; Lepidosauria; Squamata; Phrynosomatidae. The record is from RefSeq and is a predicted model, not a curated record. The transcript is spliced from 7 exons.